AUGGCCCCAAAAGCUUCAGGAUCCUCCUCGAAAAAGAAGAGCACUUCCAAGGGCACCGGUUCCGAUGAUUCGAAACCUUCAAAGGUCAAAAUACCGUCUACCUUUAUAACAAGGCCAUCAAUAAAGAAUGAUGAUCGGUCCAUCUGUACUGUCACUCUAAAUCCAGAGGUGAUGAAAGCUCUAGAAAUUGGAGCAUCAGGAAUGUGUAUCAUUUCCAGAGAGGGAGAAAAUGGCUGCGUUGCGAUAGUUAAGGAAGGUGAUGCCUCUCAUCCACCAAAUGUUGUCCAAAUUUCUGAGCCAUUGAGAUCUGUAGGCAACUUGGUUUUGGGUGAUCGUGUAGAGAUCAGAAAAGUUUCUGCUCAGCCAGAAUAUGCGACCAGCGUCGUUGUGGGCUCACUAGAGGGCGUUGAAAUACCUCACAGUGCAUCGAAACAUAUCGAAAAACUUCUAGAGGAUUGUGGUAUCAUAAUGCCAGGUAUGAUUUUCAAAGGACGCAUACUUGGUGAUGAUAUAGAACUUGAUUUGAUAAUUGUUGACAUAAAUGAACCUUCGGAUGACGAUUUACCUGAUAUGUCUAAAUUAAAAGUGACAGAAGAUGAUAGUGACAAAAGUUUAUUCUAUCUCUCACCGCCAGGAAUUUUCCGCAGAGGUUCAACAAAUGUCAAGUUGACCUCACAAAACAAACCUAAUCCAAAUUAUAACUUACCUGAAGCGUUGAACUACAACAGUGUUGGAGGUCUCUCGAAGGAAAUAAGUCUUCUCAAUAAAGCGAUUGAACUACCACUCCACCAGCCCACAUUAUUUGCAGAUUUUGGGGUUACACCCCCUCGUGGUAUUCUUCUGCAUGGCCCACCAGGUACGGGUAAAACAAUGCUUUUGAGAUGUGUUGCUAAUGAAGCAAAUGCUCAUGUCCUAACUAUCAAUGGCCCGUCUAUAGUCUCAAAAUACCUUGGUGAAACAGAAGCUGCCUUGAGAGACAUCUUCAACGAAGCCAGACAGUACCAACCUUCCAUCAUAUUUAUUGAUGAGAUUGACUCUUUAGCGCCUAGUAGAGCAAGUGACGACUCGGGUGAAGUAGAGAGUCGCGUUGUGGCGACCUUACUAACGCUAAUGGACGGAAUGGGUGGUGCUGGGCGUGUGGUUGUUGUGGCGGCCACAAACAGGCCAAACACUGUUGAUCCUGCAUUGAGAAGGCCGGGGAGAUUUGAUCAAGAGGUGGAAAUUGGAAUCCCAGAUGCUGAGGCAAGAGAGGAAAUUCUUUCGAAACAAUUUUACAAGAUGUCGAGUAGACGUCAUGAACUAACUUCUGAAGAUAUUCAUUUAAUAUCUUCAAAGACGCAUGGAUAUGUUGGUGCUGAUUUGAUUGCCUUGUGUAGGGAAUCUGUGAUGAAAACUCUUCAAAGAGGAACAACGAACAAUAUCGAUAGGGAUGAUUUGCGUGUAACCCUCAAAGACGUCGAAGAUGCAAUGGCAGAAAUUAGGCCCAGUGCUAUGAGAGAAAUUUUCCUGGAGAUGCCAAAAGUUUACUGGUCCGAUAUAGGAGGUCAGGAUGAGCUUAAACUUAAGAUCAAGGAAAUGGUCCAGUUGCCUCUAGAGGCUUCCGAGACUUUCUUGAAUCUAGGAGUUUCCGCUCCAAAGGGUGUCUUACUAUAUGGUCCACCAGGUUGCUCAAAGACUUUGACCGCAAAAGCACUGGCAACUGAAUCUGGGUUAAAUUUUCUGGCUGUGAAAGGUCCAGAAAUCUUCAACAAAUAUGUGGGUGAAUCUGAGAGGGCAAUCAGGGAGAUAUUUCGUAAGGCUCGAGCAGCCGCACCAAGUAUCAUUUUCUUCGAUGAGAUCGACGCCCUCUCACCUGAUAGGGAAUCUAGCAGUACUUCUGCUGCGAAUCAUGUUUUGACUUCAUUAUUAAAUGAAAUAGACGGUGUCGAAGAACUCAACGGAGUCGUCAUCGUUGCAGCGACAAACAGACCAGAUGAGAUCGAUCCUGCGUUGCUACGUCCGGGCAGAUUAGACCGCCAUAUAUUUGUAGGGCCACCCGACUUCGAAGCAAGAUUGCAAAUUUUAAGGAAAAAUACGCAAAAGUUCAACCUUGAAGACUCUGAAUCAAUCUUGAGAGAUCUCGCCAUAAAGACUGAAGGGUGCUCUGGUGCAGAGGUGGUGUUGUUGUGUCAAGAAGCAGGUCUUGCAGCGAUCAUGGAAGACUUGAACACAGCUACAGUAGCGACACGCCAUUUUGAAAAAGCACUUUCAGGAAUUUCCAGAGGUAUAACGCCAGAAAUGCUUAAUUAUUAUAGGGACUUUGACUCCAGAAGUGGCAUUUCAGCGUAG
Lachancea fermentati is the source of this 2328-nucleotide messenger RNA. NCBI's taxonomy places the organism in Eukaryota, Fungi, Ascomycota, Saccharomycetes, Saccharomycetales, Saccharomycetaceae. The record is from the annotation of a GenBank genome assembly.